CUACUGAGCUCACAUCUCAGUUUCAACCUCUUUCCAUUUGUUUGUUCAUUCCUCAUUUAAAAGAAAAACUAAACUAACAUUUUGGAGGGCCGGGGCAAAAAGAGAGGAGAGAAAGAUGGAUCUCCUUCUACUUCAGAAGGCAUUGUAUGCGAUAUUCUUCGCAAUAAUAGUAGCGAUUGUGAUCUCAAAGUUAAAAGGUAGGAAGUUCAAGCUUCCACCCGGCCCAAUCCCAGUUCCCAUAUUCGGGAACUGGUUACAAGUCGGGGAUGACUUGAACCACAAGAACCUCACCGGUCUAGCCAAGAAAUUCGGCGACAUUUUUCUAUUAAGAAUGGGUCAAAGAAAUUUAGUCGUGGUUUCGUCCCCCGAAUUAGCCAAAGAUGUUCUCCACACCCAAGGUGUGGAAUUCGGGUCACGAACCCGAAACGUCGUGUUUGACAUCUUCACUGGGAAGGGUCAAGACAUGGUGUUCACAGUAUACGGCGAACACUGGAGAAAGAUGAGGAGGAUAAUGACAGUACCCUUUUUUACAAACAAGGUUGUUCAGCAGUAUAGGUUCGGGUGGGAGGCUGAGGCCGCGGCCGUAGUCGAGGAUGUUAAGAAGAAUCCUGAGGCUGCGAGCAAUGGUAUUGUUUUAAGGAAACGGCUACAACUUAUGAUGUACAAUAAUAUGUACAGAAUCAUGUUUGAUCGAAGAUUCGAGAACGAGGACGAUGCUUUGUUUAACAAGCUUAAGGCGUUGAAUGGGGAGAGGAGUCGUUUGGCCCAAAGUUUUGAGUAUAAUUAUGGUGAUUUUAUCCCAAUUUUGAGACCUUUUCUUAGGGGUUAUUUGAAGUUGUGUAAACAAGUUAAGGAAAAGAGGUUGCAGCUUUUUAAGGAUUACUUUGUUGAUGAACGAAAGAAACUAACAAGUACCAAGGCACAAAGCAACAAUGACCUUAAAUGUGCCAUUGAUCACAUUCUGGAAGCACAAGAAAAGGGAGAAAUCAAUGAAGACAAUGUCCUCUACAUUGUUGAGAACAUCAACGUUGCUGCUAUUGAGACAACAUUGUGGUCAAUUGAAUGGGGAAUAGCCGAGUUGGUGAACCACCCUGAGAUCCAGAGGAAGCUAAGGGACGAGCUAGACACCGUAUUAGGCAAGGGUAACCAAAUUACCGAGCCAGACAUGCACAAGUUGCCAUACCUAAACGCCGUGAUCAAGGAGACCCUAAGGCUACGUAUGGCCAUUCCCCUCCUCGUCCCCCACAUGAACUUGCACGAUGCCAGGCUUGGCAGCUAUGACAUUCCUGCUGAGAGCAAGAUCCUAGUGAACGCGUGGUGGUUGGCUAACAACCCUGCCCACUGGAAGAACCCUGAGGAGUACAGGCCCGAGAGGUUCUUAGAGGAGGAGUCUAAGGUUGAGGCCAAUGGAAACGACUUUAGGUUCCUUCCUUUUGGAGUUGGCCGUAGGAGUUGCCCUGGCAUCAUCCUUGCCCUCCCUAUUCUCGGCAUUACUAUUGGUCGUUUGGUCCAAAACUUCGAGCUUUUGCCACCACCCGGUCAGUCUAAGCUUGACACCUCCGAGAAAGGUGGUCAAUUCAGUCUGCACAUCCUUAAGCACUCAACAAUCGUACUUAAGCCAAGGAACUAAAUAUAACCAACUACUAGCAAAAUAAUCUUUUUGCUCUGAUCUUUUUUUAUCUCUGUACUUUCACAGCUGAAUUCGACUUUCAAUCUCAGAACGUUUCAAUCUUUCUUCUUUGAUUUUGGCACUCUUGUUUUGUUAAUUAGUCCAAGUGCUGUUUUUAUUUAUUUUCAUUUUGAUUACAGAAUGUGUAAUGUUACAAGAACAAGAAUUUUCAAGCAUGAAAACAUUAUAGUUUAUGCGAUUGUAUACCUUUCUAUAGGACUCCUUAAUUAUAA
This is a messenger RNA of Chenopodium quinoa (quinoa), 1902 nucleotides long. Its product is annotated as trans-cinnamate 4-monooxygenase. Gene Ontology annotation, molecular function: iron ion binding; trans-cinnamate 4-monooxygenase activity; heme binding. The record is from RefSeq and is a predicted model, not a curated record. The transcript is spliced from 3 exons. The coding region runs from base 116 to 1630 and encodes 504 amino acids. Gene Ontology annotation, biological process: lignin metabolic process. Lineage: Eukaryota; Viridiplantae; Streptophyta; Magnoliopsida; Caryophyllales; Amaranthaceae.